AUCAGUCUAGCAGUCUCAGUUGUUUCUAAAGAAUCAGGAAGUGAGUGCAGUUUGAGUCUUGAAGCAAGACUGUGAAGCUGCAGCUUCUCUACUGUGACCUGAACUUCAAGGAAAAACAAAAACGAAGGGUGCUGAUUCUGCAUCUAAGUAAGGAUGGCAGAGGUGGUGGUCUUGUUUCUCACGCUCUGCGUCCAGUUGCUAGCCCUGCCUAUAUAUGUACUAUCGUAUUUGGGAAUAUGGGAGCCCUUCUGCAAAAAAAAAUUCUUUCCCUUUUUCCUGGAGAAAUUUACCGUCGACUACAACCAGAAAAUGUUAAGACAGAAACAGGACUUGUUCCGUAACAUGAUGGAAUUUGCAGAUCCCUCAGGGAAACUGACAGUGCUGGAGAUAGGCACUGGGACGGGCUCCAAUUUCCAGUUCUUUCCACCCAACUGCAGAGUCAUCUGUACGGACCCUAAUCCCCACUUUCAGGAGCGUCUAGCUAAAAGCAUGGUCCAGAACAAGCAUCUUGAAUACGGCCAGUUCAUAACAACCUCAGGAGAGGCCUUGAGUCAGGUACCUGAUGCCUCUGUGGAUGUCGUAGUUUCUACUUUGGUCCUGUGUUCAGUGAAGAACGUGGAAGCUGUUUUGAGAGAAGUCUGCAGAGUGCUGAAGUCGGGUGGAGCUUUUUAUUUCCUGGAGCAUGUCACUGCAGAUCAUUCAAGCUGGAGUUUUUUUUGGCAACGAAUCUACUCUCCGACAUGGAAACUUCUGUUUGAUGGGUGCUACCUAACAAGAGAGACCUGGGCUGACAUUGAAAAGGCCAGCUUCUCAGAAAUAAAGCUGCAACACAUACAUGUCCCUUUACAGUGGACGCCCAUUCAGCCACAUAUAAUUGGUUAUGCUGUGAAAUAACUAUCAGUGUACAUAUUUACUAGAAGUAAGUCUCCCUGGAUUUGAAGAAGGCUGCUCUCUUAAGCACUCUGACCUGGUAGUAAGCAGCUCCAUUUAUUUUAGUGGGGGAUUACUUCCAAGUAAACAUGAAUAUGAUUGCAGUGUAGGCCACCAACCUAAAAACAUUUUCGAGGUAGCAUGUUCCACUGAACAAUGUGAGAUUUUACUUUUGAGUAAAUGUGUUAGGGUUGCGCUUUUUAGAGAUGCCAUUCUAAAGAAAGGAGUUUGCUUCUCUGAAAUGAAUCCAGCCAGUUACACUGAACCGAAUGUAAGCUAGAAAGUUUAGUAUAUAUCAUAGCUCAUUUCGAUUGCUUUAUUGCAAAUAAAAGCAUGGCUAAAACAUCAUCGUAAAAUUCUGAUUCAUGAAGUGCUUUAAGGAUUCCUGCAUUUUUCUAAAAUGUGCAUAUACAUCACUGAAUAGGGUUGCCAACUGGCCAGGCAAAACACAAAUAACCCAGCUUGGUCUGUUCCUUGCAAUUCUAACAGAUUUGAUAUGAAAAAAAAUCAGCUCAUUCAGUUUUUCAGGGCAUUAAGUUAAGCAUGCCUCCCUGCUUCUGACCAAACUGCUAUUAAAGGGACAUCUGUCCAGUUUGAACGUUUGUAUCCCUGAAAUACUUCAAUAUACCUGGACAGGGAUGCCAACCUCCAGGUGGGACCUGGGGUCCCCUAGAACGACAGCUCAUCUCCAGA
Gekko japonicus is the source of this 1623-nucleotide messenger RNA. It is a transcript of the gene TMT1A, whose product is annotated as methyltransferase like 7A. The record is from RefSeq and is a predicted model, not a curated record. Gene Ontology annotation, molecular function: S-adenosylmethionine-dependent methyltransferase activity. The transcript is spliced from 3 exons. NCBI's taxonomy places the organism in Eukaryota, Metazoa, Chordata, Lepidosauria, Squamata, Gekkonidae. Bases 154 to 894 code for a protein of 246 amino acids.